This is a messenger RNA of Exophiala mesophila, 2767 nucleotides long. RefSeq lists its product as uncharacterized. Gene Ontology annotation, biological process: 5-phosphoribose 1-diphosphate biosynthetic process; purine nucleotide biosynthetic process; ribonucleoside monophosphate biosynthetic process. The coding region runs from base 248 to 1855 and encodes 535 amino acids. NCBI's taxonomy places the organism in Eukaryota, Fungi, Ascomycota, Eurotiomycetes, Chaetothyriales, Herpotrichiellaceae. The record is from RefSeq and is a predicted model, not a curated record. Gene Ontology annotation, cellular component: cytoplasm; ribose phosphate diphosphokinase complex. Gene Ontology annotation, molecular function: magnesium ion binding; ribose phosphate diphosphokinase activity. The transcript has 2 exons.
GUCAAAGAGGAAAAACUAGCACACAACUUUGUUCACAUCCCAGUCACCCAUCUUGCAACGCGUUCGAACCUCUUCAUACACAUUCAUCACUCAUUCGUCAUUUUCCUUGUUUGGUACCUUGUUUUGGUCUCUUGUUCUUGAUCAUGUUUUAAAGCUCGAUUCUCCUCUCAUCUUCUCUCCGCAAAUUUCAUGUAUCAUACAGUAACUUCGUCCAGCUAGCCCGACUAUCAGCGAUCCAUCUUUCAACAUGCGAGGCGUCAAGAUCUUCUCUGGCCGGUCUCACCCGGCUCUUGCCCACAAAAUCUCAGAACGCCUUGGGAGCGAUUUGGCAAAAUGUGACCUGGGCAAUUUCUCCAACGGCGAGAUCAGUGUUCAGAUUGGUACCUCGAUUAGAAACGAAGAUGUUUUCAUCGUCCAGAGCGGAAGUCCUCAAACCAAUGAUAGCGUUAUGGAGAUGCUCAUCAUGAUCGCAGCUUGCAAAGGGGGUUCCGCCAAAUCCAUUACCGCCGUCAUGCCCUACUUUCCAUAUUCGCGCCAGUCCAAGAAAAAGAGUCACCGCGGGGCCAUCACGGCCAAGAUGCUAGCCAACCUCAUGGUGGUUGCUGGUGUCGAUCACAUCAUUACCGUCGACCUCCAUGCUUCCCAAAUGCAGGGUUUCUUCGGCAAACCAGUCGAUAAUCUUUACGCUGAACCCAUCAUUGCUCGGUGGAUCAAAAACAAUGUCUUGAGAUGGAGAGAGGCGGUGGUUGUCAGCAAAAAUGUCGGUGGCACCAAACGUGUCACUUCGUUAGCGGAUGCCCUCAAGCUGAGAUUCGCCUUGGUCUCCACCGACCGGGACCGCUCUCGUCGACCACAGCAUCACCAGAGCAUGAUGGAUAGUACUGUCUUUUUCGACGCAAUCGAACCCCAGACUGUUCGCUAUGGUCAACGACUGAGUGAAGAUGGAGAUGAUGGUGAAGAGGCAGAUAAUGAAUCCGAUCAGGCGUUGGAUGCCUCCGGACGACGAGAUCUCCCACUUCGAGGCCGCCAUCACCUAACCAAUGGUACGAGCAGGCCAGGGAGGCCCAAAGCGGUGACAAUUGCCUCAAGCCCUUUGGUCCAGACGACAAGAGUGGAGUCGGCGUCGCCAUCACCAUCACCCAAUCGGUUAGGCCGAUCAGAUACGGUGCCGAGCGCUCGCCGACCAUCAGAAUACGAGGCCAACGAAGCUGCUUUUGACGAAAGAGCGCGCGAUGUCAUGGUGGGACGCUUGAUCCAAGGGCACCUGGUGGAUGAAGACCAUCCUUCCACCGUAUCAAGCAUGUCAGCCUCCAUCACCGGUCUUCCAGGUGACCGCUACUCGCAGGACGCCACCGAUGUGCAAGGAUACGAUCCGAUGACUUCUUCCUUUAUGUCGAAUGCCUCUUCACUCGGCCCAGACCACGCUCUAGGGGGUACAUUCGAUGCUGCGGCCACCUCCGACGAAGAAGAGGAGCAUAUCAGGAGGCCCGACCUGGAGCAUACGAUUACAUUGGUGGGCAAUGUCAAAGAUCAGACGGUUUUACUAAUGGACGACAUCUUGGACCGCUCAGGGUCUUGGAUCGCCGCAGCAGAAACCUGUGUCAAGAUCGGCCAGGCUAGACGAGUCUACUGCAUUGCUGUUCAUGCACUUUUUGGCGAAGAUUCUCUCGAAGAGCUGGAGGCGUGUGACUGCAUCGAUCAUAUUGUGGUGACCAAUACUUUCCCCAUUGUGCCGGAACGAGUCCGAGCAUCCAAGAAGCUGAUUGUGAUUGAUCUAUCCAAUCUGUUGUCUGAAGCCAUUCGACGCAACCACCAUGGAGAGGACAUUUCCACGCUGUUUCACCUCCACGAUUAGCAGAUUUGACAGAGCACCUGUUCCACUCGAUCGUAUUGCUGUCGAAGCGUCACGGGCUCAUUGUGCGAGGUCCAGCUAAUGCCAUGGCGUGGGAAAUGUCAUUCAAGAAGCCCCUGCCAUUUACUAUACCGUAAACGGAAGCCUCCCUCUGUCGACAACAUGUCAUAGAUGUCGAGAAGUCAUUCCUCCCGGACUUCUCUCGGCUCUGACUAUUGUGCCUGCGACACUGAACCAUGCCAUUGGUCCGAAGCAGUCCUGGACAUAGACGAAAGUCUCCACCUGGGAGGUUUCCCUGCAGGUGGUGGCUCAGCCUGGCUUCGCUAUUCGAAUCUGGCAGCCACAUUAGAACCAGAUUGGAAGACGAGCUGCAGCCGUUGUGGACCCAUGUCACCCAGCCUGAGCCGCAUCUUGAGACAGGCUUGAUCGUGCCGUGCGGGUUGGAGGUGCAUGAUGGGAGAUCAUGUCCGUCAAGGGUCCGGCUCGUUGUACUUCUAUAUUGAUGCACCGGCGAAUAGUGCCCCGGUUCGUGAGGUGGUUGACGCAAGCGGCAAGCGAGGUCAGUCAGCGAUGAUGAGAAGACCAAUUCAAGACAUUGAUAGAACUUGCAGAGUUUAUAGAUUAUUUUCCAACAACAUCUUCUGCUGACAUUUGUCCACUCUUGUUGUUCGAGACACGCGUGCAAAGUAACUGGGGGAUCGGAUGUUUAAUGCGUGACCUGCAGCCGAUCUGCAGACCCUGUUGUUGGUUGUUGAUUGGCGUCCAUCGGAGGCACAAAUGAAACUGAUUGGGAGAUGGAAUCGGAUCAUGGCUGGCAUGUCACAGAUCUGUCGGGCCAACCUGGUCACUCGAUUCGAGAGGCGCCAGAUGCAUCACCUGGUUUGGGGUUUCGUGUGAGGUUUAGCUUGGCCAUGG